Messenger RNA from Aspergillus welwitschiae, 2238 nucleotides. RefSeq lists its product as uncharacterized. The transcript has a single exon. The record is from RefSeq and is a predicted model, not a curated record. Bases 427 to 2019 code for a protein of 530 amino acids. Lineage: Eukaryota; Fungi; Ascomycota; Eurotiomycetes; Eurotiales; Aspergillaceae.
ACCUCAGUCACUCACUAACUUUGACACUCGGCAUCAGCAGCAACCCAACACAUCUCCUAACUACUAGCUACUAGUCUAUCUAUCUAUCCAGUGCCACCCGCCCUACUCCUCCCUCUCGCAUCACGAAUGCGCACUCUGUGCUGACGUGGUCGCCUUGCAGCAUUCCACACACAUUACAUUUGCAUUCGCGCGACACAUACUACGGAGUACAUAAUAUAGGGAAUUUUCCCGCCCGUGGGCAGUCCGUAGAGGCAUCUCCAUUUCUCUUCUUCGUUUGGUUUUCUUUUCGGUCAAUUCGGGUUAUACUAUACCACGAACUAUUCAACCCCACCAUUCACCCACCUACAUACCCACUAUUAUACUAACCCCCAAUCCAUAAUCAUACCAACGAUCACACCGAAAGAACCAACCAAAAAGGAAACAAACAUGGCAGUCGGCCACCCCAUCCGCCUCCGCCGGGCCCUCAGCACCGCAACGACCAAAUCCCGCUCCCUUUCCACUCCCCGAUUCUCCAUCCUCCAACUCCAAGUCCUAGUGCACUUAUUCCGAGUCGCCCUCUCCCUCGCUCUCCUACCGCUCGACAACACCAUCCUUCUCGCCGCCUACGCAGCAGGAUUCUUCCCCUUCUCUCUAACGGAUAGCAACAAAGCCGGCGCUCGCCGCCGCGCCGCUGCUCUCCGCUCCAGCAACUUCAAGCCCCGAACUGUCCUCGUCACGGGUAUCGACACACCGUAUGGCCUGGCCAUCGCGCGCGGAUGGUAUUACUCGGGCCAUCGGGUAAUUGGGGCCGAAGUGGUAGGUGGGGAUGAAUCGGGCGUGGCGUGCGGGGAGAGUAUGUCGCGGGUAUUGAGCGGGUAUUAUCGCAUUAAUUCUACCACUAGCGCAAGCACCGCUACGAAGGGCUACGCAGCGCAGUUGUUAGACGUUGUGAUGAAAGAGAACGUGGACGUGUGGAUCCCGUGCUGCGAAGAGACGGAAGGGGAAGAGGAUGCCGUCGCGAAGGGAGUGAUUGAGGCGCGGACGGGGUGUAAGUGCGUGACGCUUGAUCGGGGAAUGGCGGAUAUACUCUCACAAUCCUCAUCGAACCGGGAAGCUUUCCUGGCAUUUUUGGUCGAGAAGGGAUUACCUGUUGUGGAGAGACACGAGGUGCUGUCUCGGGAUGCGGUGCAUAAGAUCCUCCAUCGGUCGCCGACCAAAGUGUGGAAUAUGCGGAGGGCGGAUGAGAGAGAGGUGAUGCUGCCGAAACGGACUCUUAGUCUGACCUAUUCUGAGGUCAGUGAGAUUCGCAUCUCCAGGGAGAGGCCGUGGAUGUUGCAGCAGCAGACGAGGUUGGGAGGGUUUUAUGCCGAGAUGGCGGUCGUUGCCGGGAAGGUCAAGGCGACUAAGAUCUACCCCGCUGAGGAGGAUGGAGACGGUGGUUGGGGCCAAUCACCGAUGGACCGCGGGCUGGCGACGGCAAUUCAGGCGCUGAUGGAGCGGUUUGCCAGCCAGAUGGGUGCCCGGUUGACGGGGCAUUUGCGCUUGAAGGUGAUGGUGGAUGAGGAGGUGAGCGACAAUUCUCUGCGGUAUGUGAUACUUAUUGAUAGCUGCACGCAUGGCGCGUCGGCGGUCAAGUAUCUCAUCUUGGAGGACGAUUUAAAGACCCUGGUGGACGGAUAUCUGGAGGCGUUGACGCCGCAGACGAAUGGUGUCGCCGAGGGGGAGGCUGUGAUGAAUGGCACAGCGGAUGCUGCGUCUGCGUCUGCGUCUGCGUCCUUGAAGGCGGAUAUCACUACGCCUCCUCCGCGUCAACGGUUCAGUCUGUUUCGCACGGCGAAGAAAGCCAAUGUGAAGGUAUUCGGAUCGCUGGGGAAGCAGGUUGAUCGUGCUCUUCAUGAGGGGAGUAAGCUCCUGUUCUUCUGGAAGAAUCAGAAGUUCUCGCAGCUGGAUCCGUUGCCGUGGUGGUGGCAUGCUCAUGUCUAUCAGCCGUUAAGGGAGUUGGAAAUGAUUGUGAAGCCGAAGAGAGUGAAGAGGGCGUGAUUACUUAUGCUCUCCGUCAUCUACCCAUUCAUUCAUUCGUUCUCUUCUCUCUUAUAUUCAUUUAUUGGUUAUUUCGUUUGUUCCACUCAGCAUGGAAGGACGGAAGGACGGAACCACAGGACAGGACACGAUGUUACGAUUACUUAUACAAAGGAGCAUCAGGUGGCGCCUUGGGAUAUUACUCGGUUUUUGCAAUUUUGGUAAUGAUAGUAGUAUAGC